AUGAACUGGGUCGGGGGUUCCAGGAGCAGAUUGGUGAUGAAGAGCGAUACUAAGAAGCAGAGGGAGUUCUUUGAAAGGAGGAAAAUGCAGAAGAGGCUAAUAAAGUCGGGGAGAGCUCUGCCAUCAUCCCCCGGAGACACCUCCGCUGGUUCAGGCAGCAUGGACCUGGUCACCCUGUUCAUUGUCAACCAGAUUGCUGCUAAAAAGGAAACUAAAGAUCUUCCUAAAGUGGCAGUCCUCGGCAGCGGCAGGAUAGGAUCAAGAAAGCAAAAUCAUCCCCUGGUUCUCCCGAUGAGCCCCUGCUCUCCAUCACAGCUCAGUCUGGUCGAGAGCCAUUCACAGUGCAGUUUAAUCGCAGUUAGAUCACGUUCAUUGAGCAAACUUCUGAGGCUGCAGGAGCUGUCAGAGUACUUGUUGUCACCGGUGCUGGAGUCAGCUUUCUCAGACAACAGUGCGUCUGACUACCGGCAGAGCGUGAGCAACCCCCUCAGCCCCUUCUCCUCCACUUCAACAGCCUCUUCAGGCCAAGGAAUUUUCCCACUGAAGCUGAACCUUCGGCAGAGAGGUCAGUCACAGACACAGGAACCUCCACCCUGGGACACUUCAGGCCAGGAGCAGAUCAAGUUCCAGCCUUUAUCCCACCCCAGAGGUAUGACGGACAACAUGCCCUGGUCCUGUGGAUCAAAUCCUCCCCUCUACCAACUGGAGACACCCACAGUUGAGCAAGUCCUGUUUGGAAGUCCAGAACCAGACGACACAGAGGUAAGAGGGCCUGCAAGACACGAGGUCAACGUCUCCCUCAAUAACCAACCAGAGGAGGAGGAGCCCAUGAUGGACUUCAUACUGAACCAGUCAGAGUGCGAGCAGCAGUUUGAGGAGGACCUCUUCAGGGGCUUUGUUAAUGAAGACAACGAAAAAGAAGCUUUUCAUACUGGGAGCUUAAAAUCAAAGAUCUAUCUCAAAAAUGAAACACCACUCAAAUCCUCAGCACCACAAACUGUACCAGAAUCACAGUGCAUGGAAAUGGAGCUCUCCAACUCUGGUGUCACGAACUUUUCAUGUCCUGGACACAGUAGCUCCCUGAAUGACUGUGGAUAUUUACCAAGUUUCUCUUCUACAGGAUGUUACCUCAGUUCAGACUCUACUGACGACGAAGAUUACUGCCCACCAUGUCUCCAGCCUUCUGCUUCUUCAUGUGUGGAACGAGCCUGUUGUGUAGACACCUCAAACCAGGGCUCACAGGUUAAACCGAAACAAGGUCAACCCCAGCCCAGGCCUCUUACUCCCUGCAUAAAACCCAAAACAAACGUCACAGUUGACGAGAAAGUUGAACCUCUGAACCCAGAGGUAUGCAAGUGCCAAAAACCAUCCAGCAGAACUCGAGAUGCAGGAACUCAAACUGUCGCCAUUCCCGCUGCAGAGAUGUGCGACACCUCCACUCAGUGCAUCUUAACUGCAGACGGUAUGUCCCGACAUCCUGUGUUCAGCGUGCACCUUCCACCUGUCGGCCUGUCGAUGCAACAUGCAGCCACAGGGAGGCAGACUGACACCGCUGCUCAGCCGAACACACACUCGGCUUCAACAGGGAAUGGAGGGAAGAACACGCCCUGGAGCAAGAAGAAACCUAAGGCUGAUUCUCCACCAGGCAACAAUGGGAAAACAUUCCUGAAGCUACCCAUCAACUGCUUUCCAAAUGCUGCAAACGCAACUGAUGCCAGAGGUGAGGAGAGUGAAGAGGACAGCGAUGAGAGAGAGGGACACGAAACGGACCAUGCGAUGAUGACAGGCCUCUCGGAGAGUGCGAGGGAGGAGGUCACAUCUGCCAUCGAUGAGGAGGUCAGAGCUCCUCAGGAAAUUGCAGAUAUUUUGGUCCUGCUCAACGAGAGGAAGACUUAGGAGAGGUGACGCAGCUGGACAAAAAGAAGCUGGAUGGAAGGAGGCAAGAAUCGAAAAGUAUGCCUGUUCUGUGCAUUUGAUUUUUACAUUUCAAAGUAUUGUUCAAAAUGAGUUUGAAGGUUUAAAACCACAUGUAGUAUUCAGUGUUUGUUCACGAAGACAGUGAAAUAAA
Molecule: messenger RNA, 2068 nt
Organism: Limanda limanda (common dab)
Lineage: Eukaryota; Metazoa; Chordata; Actinopteri; Pleuronectiformes; Pleuronectidae
Exons: 16
Coding region: 1-1896 (631 amino acids)
Source: RefSeq, a predicted model, not a curated record